Molecule: messenger RNA, 1058 nt
Organism: Physcomitrium patens
Lineage: Eukaryota; Viridiplantae; Streptophyta; Bryopsida; Funariales; Funariaceae
Product: large ribosomal subunit protein uL2
Biological process (GO): cytoplasmic translation
Cellular component (GO): ribosome; cytosolic large ribosomal subunit
Molecular function (GO): structural constituent of ribosome; RNA binding
Source: RefSeq, a predicted model, not a curated record
GGGUUUGGAGGCUGCGUCGGGGUAGAAGUCCUGGCUCUCGAAUCCGACUCUCUCUUUCUCCCUAGCUUCUGCUGCAGGGACUGUGCGUCUGCGGACUUGCUGCUGCUAUGGGUCGCGUUAUUAGGGCACAGAGAAAGGGAGCGGGGUCUAUCUUUCGGAGUCACACCCACCGGCGCAAGGGCCCUGCCCAGUUCCGCUCGCUCGACUACGCCGAGCGCAAUGGUUACAUCAAGGGUGUGGUGUCGGAGGUGGUGCACGACUCCGGUCGCGGCGCUCCCCUGUGCAAGGUUACCUUCCGUCACCCCUUCCGCUUCAAAAGACAGAAGGAGAGGUUUAUUGCCGCGGAGGGCAUGUACUCCGGCCAAUUCGUGUACUGCGGGAAGAAGGCCACUCUCUCAAUCGGGAACGUGUUGCCCCUGAGGUCCGUGCCCGAGGGAGCCGUGGUGUGCAACGUGGAGCACCGCAUGGGGGAUCGGGGCGCGUUCGCCAGGGCGUCCGGGGACUACGCCAUCGUGGUGUCGCACAACGUGGACAGCGGAACCACCAGAAUCAAGUUGCCAUCUGGAGCCAAGAAGGUGGUGCCGAGCGGUUGCCGAGCCAUGGUAGGGCAAGUGGCCGGUGGAGGCAGGACCGAGAAGCCGAUGCUGAAGGCUGGAAACGCAUACCACAAGUACAAGGUGAAGAGGAACAGCUGGCCGAAGGUGAGAGGUGUGGCCAUGAACCCCGUGGAGCAUCCCCACGGAGGAGGUAAUCACCAGCACAUCGGUCACGCGAGUACGGUGCGUCGGGACGCUCCUCCCGGACAGAAGGUGGGUCUCAUUGCUGCCAGGCGUACCGGACGUCUGCGUGGGCAAGCCGCGACGGCGGCAUCGAAGGUGGACAAGGCCUAGAGGAAUGGCGGUCGGAGACGGCGAUUGCCCGGAGGCAGCUAGGUGUAGUAGAGAAGGAGAGGUGGUGGCACUCGGGCGAGUGGCAUUUGAGCGGACUGGGGAUGGUUAUUUUGUCAUGUAUGUUCACAUUUGGAUUAAUAGAGUGAUGGAGACCAUUGUUCGAACGUA